Chiloscyllium plagiosum (whitespotted bambooshark) is the source of this 1301-nucleotide messenger RNA. Lineage: Eukaryota; Metazoa; Chordata; Chondrichthyes; Orectolobiformes; Hemiscylliidae. The record is from RefSeq and is a predicted model, not a curated record.
CAAGGUUAAGGAUAAGGACACAGCCCCAGAAUGGCCACUCCUCUGGGCAAGCAUCAAUGGCUCUGUGACAGAGCUGCACCAGGUGGACCGUGAGGAACCGGAGAUGAAGCUGCACCAAGGGGACCACAAGGGGCCUGAGGUGGAGCUGCCCUGGGGAGUCCUUCAAAGACCAGAAUGGGGUUUCCAGCAGACGAAGCCUGGAAGACCUGGAGUGGAGCUCCACCAGGAGGCCCAAGGUGGUCCAGAGCUGCACCUGAGGGCUGAGGAGCGUUCCAGUGUGGAGCUUCACCAGGAGGCCAGGCCGCGCACUGGGGCUGAGCUUCACCGGGAGGCCAGGCCGCGGUCCAGGGCUGAGCUUCGCCGGGAUGCCAGGCCGCGGUCCAGGGCUGAGCUCCACCGGGAGGCCCGGGCCCAGGCCCGGGAAGCAGCUGAGCUGAGGCGGGUGAGGGAAGUACAGCAGACCCGAAGGAGGCGGUUAUCGGAGGCGUGCGUGCGGUCCUGGGCGGAGGAGGAGGCUGGGCCCGGGCCUGGGCCUGGGGCUGGGGCUGGGGCUGGAACCGGGGCCCUGAGCCCACAGCAGGUAUCACGGAUCUGGGUUGAGGACCGGUACCGGCUGCUGUACUGUGAGGUACCGAAGGCAGGAUGCUCCAACUGGAAGCGGGUGCUGAUGGUUCUAGGGGGCCAGGCCCAGACCACGGCCCAGAUUGAGCACCAAGCUGCCCAUUACAGUAACUCCCUGCGGCGGCUCGACAGCUUUGACCGGGAGGGUGUGCUGCUCCGGCUCCGCACCUACACCAAACUGCUGUUUGUCCGAGAGCCACUCGAACGCCUGGUCUCGGCCUUCCGCGAUAAGUUUGAGCGACCUAACGCCUACUACCAGCCGCUGUUUGGCAGCGCCAUCAUCGCCCGGUACCGACCUAACGCUACUGCCCAGGCUCUCCGCACUGGCUCCGGCCUCACCUUCCCAGAGUUUGUCCAGUACCUGUUAGACCCGGCCCGGCCCCUGGGCAUGGACAUUCACUGGGAGCCAGUGAGCCACCUGUGCAGCCCGUGUCGUAUCCACUAUGACUUUAUCGGGCGGUUCGAGCGCCUGGAGAGUGAGGCCGACUCCGCCCUGAGGCUCCUUGGGGCCCCCCGGAAGCUCCGCUUUCCCCGCGGUAACCCUAGCACCGGGCCCAGCCUCAGCCACCGGUACCUCUCACAGCUGAGCCCUGCGGACAGGAGUCGGGCCUUUCACUUCUACCGCAGCGACUACACCCUGUUCAACUACCCACGGCCCCCCGGCACCCUCCCAGACUGAG